AUGUGUGGCGGCGCUAUCAUCUCCGAGCUCAUCCCGGAGCGCGACCACCACCGCGCCGGCAGCAAGCGGAGCCGCCUCUGCACCGCCGACUUCUGGCCGCACGCCGCCGGUUUCGACGACCCUACCGACCACGACCUCUACCCCGACCUCACCGGCGCCGGCGCCUGCACGUUUCCACAAGGUGCAGCGGCGGAGGAGCCGAGCAGGAAGCGGGAGCGCAAGACGCUGUACCGCGGCAUCCGGCGCCGGCCGUGGGGCAAGUGGGCGGCGGAGAUCCGCGACCCGGCCAAGGGAGCGCGCGUCUGGCUCGGCACCUUCGCCACCGCCGAGGCCGCCGCGCGCGCGUAUGACCGCGCCGCCAGACGCAUCCGCGGGGCCAAGGCCAAGGUCAACUUCCCCAACGAGGACCCGCCGCCGGAGACCGACGACUACGACGACAUCGUCCACGCCGUGCCGCCCUGCGGCGGCGGCCACCUCAUGGACGGCUACGACGACAUGGCGAGCUUCUUCCAGCACCAGCCCUACAUGGCUGACACCGUCACGGUGGCGCACGAGGAAGCGCCGGUGUACGCGCACCAGCUGCCAAGGCAAGAGGAGUGCAUGAUGGAGCUCUGGAGCUUCGACGACAUCCACACGGCCGGACAUAUCUGAUCAUCAAAUCGGUGGUGUCUUCUACAUGUAAU
Molecule: messenger RNA, 683 nt
Organism: Lolium rigidum
Lineage: Eukaryota; Viridiplantae; Streptophyta; Magnoliopsida; Poales; Poaceae
Product: ethylene-responsive transcription factor ERF071-like
Exons: 2
Coding region: 1-651 (216 amino acids)
Biological process (GO): regulation of DNA-templated transcription; ethylene-activated signaling pathway
Molecular function (GO): DNA-binding transcription factor activity; DNA binding
Source: RefSeq, a predicted model, not a curated record